UCUGUUCGGUUUGUAUCGUUGAAUAAAUCGCGCGCAACUGUCAAAGUGAAAGUAGUUUACAACAACAUGAGUGAGUCGGACGAUAACAAUUUGCCGUCUGCUGCAGAAUGCGACAAAAUAUGUCAGGAAUUCGCUUCUAUUACUGGCACCGACACGGCGCUCGCCAUGUUUUAUCUCCAAGACAGGGAAUGGAGUUUGGAUCGUGCAUUGAAUUCUUAUUUUGAGGAGAGUGCAGCUGGUGGAGUGAACACAGCUUCUGCAUCUGCAUUACAAACAACUACAGUAAUACAAACGAAGAAAAACAAAGAAAAUAAGCCAAACAGCUCAAAUAAAAUACCGGAACAAGCUGGGUCUGGCCUACCAUUCAGGAUUAGAGUUCUCUCGUGGAACAUAGAUGGUUUGGAUAAAGACAGUCUUCGGAGCAGAACACAGGCAGUUUGUGAGACAAUUAAAAGAGAAGACCCUCAUGUUGUGUUUCUACAAGAAGUCGUUGUAGAAACACAGGAGAUCAUACAGGAGUUAUGUCCCUUGUACCACAUGAUCCCUGGAAAUGAGGAGGCUUACUUUGCUGCUAUUCUGGUAAAAAUUGGUGAUGUGCAAGUGGAAGAGACCAAAAUUCUGCCCUUCCCAAACACGGUCAUGUUGAGGAAUUUGAUAUCCUUAAAGUGCAUUGUAAAGGGAGAAAAGUUCGUCAUGAUGACGUCUCACCUCGAGAGCACUAAAGAAUACAGCAAGGAAAGGCAAGAGCAACUCAAGCAGUGUUUCAAGUACAUUGGGGCCAGAGAUAAGGGCUACACUGUGAUCUUUGGUGGGGACUUGAACCUCCGAGAUAAUGAGAUCGACGCAAUCGGCGGAUUACCGGAAAACAUUUACGACAUCUGGGAAAUCACGGGCAAAAGACCGGAAGCUAAAUUCACGUGGGACCUAAUGAGGAACGACAAUCUACGCAUGCCCAAUAGAUUUAAACCGCGCUGCCGCUUCGAUAGGCUUUACAUACGGCACUCUGAACAAAAAGAGGUGAAAGCGGAAUACUUCGAGCUUUGCGGACUGGAGAGACUUCGCAAUGUGCAGAGGUUUUGUUCCGACCACUGGGGCUUGUUGGCCCAUUUUAACAUAUUGUCGAAGAUUCCGAAAUGAUGAUAGUAACCUUUGAGAUUUGUUGGCCCAUCCGGAAGAUAUUGUUGACCUUUGGAACUUGUGCACACAUUUCAACAUGUUGUUGAAGAUUGUGAAUUGAUAAUGGUUACCUUUUUGGUCCAUGUGUAUAAUUUGAAAGACUCCAAAAUGAUGACCGACAUAAAUAUGAAGGUAUUAUCGUUUUGUGAAAGAAAUUGUUAAUAAAUUCCUCUGCCAAAUAGGCAGAUGUAUUGUUAACUA
This is a messenger RNA of Dreissena polymorpha, 1377 nucleotides long. Its product is annotated as tyrosyl-DNA phosphodiesterase 2-like. Gene Ontology annotation, cellular component: cytoplasm; PML body. Gene Ontology annotation, molecular function: protein binding; single-stranded DNA binding; 5'-tyrosyl-DNA phosphodiesterase activity. Gene Ontology annotation, biological process: double-strand break repair. The coding region runs from base 67 to 1137 and encodes 356 amino acids. The record is from RefSeq and is a predicted model, not a curated record. The transcript has 6 exons. Lineage: Eukaryota; Metazoa; Mollusca; Bivalvia; Myida; Dreissenidae.